Aspergillus heteromorphus CBS 117.55 is the source of this 642-nucleotide messenger RNA. RefSeq lists its product as uncharacterized. The transcript is spliced from 4 exons. NCBI's taxonomy places the organism in Eukaryota, Fungi, Ascomycota, Eurotiomycetes, Eurotiales, Aspergillaceae. The record is from RefSeq and is a predicted model, not a curated record. Bases 1 to 642 code for a protein of 213 amino acids.
AUGUUGAAGGCACUUCCCUGGGAUCUUGGGAUUCCUGAAGGGACAUUGAGCGGUCUGGAGAAAUUUGGGAGAAGUCUGAAGGGCUCGAUCCAGCCGAAUGGCACGGUGGGCAUCAUGGGAACCCAGGAAGCCGAGGAGGGAUAUGAUGUGAUUGAGGCCAUCGCCAAAAUGCCCUGGUGCAGUGGCAAUGCGAUCGCUCCCUGGGAGGCAUGCAAUGAUCUGUACUGGGAACAAUUUGUCCGUGGACGCGUCUUUGACGCAGGCUUGUUUGACUUCAUCAUCGACCACAAUAUCCAGGGCCAUGGGGGAAUCGAGGACUUCCAUGAGAUGUAUCGACGAUACUCAACUGCUGAUAGGCUGUACUGGAAGGAUAAACGACCGGUUCUCGGCCAGAUCAGCAUUUCAGCCUAUAUCACGGCCUCUUACGCAAGUUUCGUGCACACCAUGGGAUCUCUGCGAAUUGCCGCUGAGCUGGCAUCCUUCUUUGCCCACUACCUGAACGGUGCCAACAAUGGAUGGGAGCAGACCCCCAGGGUACGGACCACGAUUUUGCGAUUCAAUCAAGACCCGCUAUACAAUGUCGUCGGGGAAGAUUAUCCAAUCUCACGCACCGAGUACCGCAAGAUGGGCUAUGGGGGUUGA